Messenger RNA from Phytophthora sojae, 465 nucleotides. RefSeq lists its product as hypothetical. Gene Ontology annotation, biological process: fatty acid biosynthetic process. Gene Ontology annotation, molecular function: holo-[acyl-carrier-protein] synthase activity; magnesium ion binding. The record is from RefSeq and is a predicted model, not a curated record. Bases 1 to 465 code for a protein of 154 amino acids. The transcript is spliced from 2 exons. NCBI's taxonomy places the organism in Eukaryota, Oomycota, Peronosporomycetes, Peronosporales, Peronosporaceae.
AUGGCGCCGCGGGUGUUCGGCGUCGGCGUGGAUGUGGCGCUGGUGUCGCGCUUCGAGCGGAGCUUCGCGCGCUUCGGGGAGCGGCUGCUGAGACGCGCCUUCCACCCGACAGAGAUCGCCGAGUUCUACGCGCGCCCGAGCGCCGAGCGCGCGACGUUCCUGGCCUCGCGGUGGGCGGUCAAGGAGGCGACGUUCAAGGCCUUCCAGCGCUAUCGCGUGCCGUUCCCAGAGAUCCACGCGGUGCGAAGGGGCCUGGAGAGGCCUGCUGUGCCCACGGCUCUGCCGGUGACGGAGCACUCCAAGGCGCUGCGCCUGCAGUUCUCGGGCGAGACGGAGGCGCUGGCCAAGCGGCUGCGAUUGGUGGAGCCUCACGUGUCCAUUUCGCACGACGGGGACUACGCGGUGGCGUACGUGCUGCUGCAGCAGGAGGUCGACGGCGAGCUGAGUGAAACAAUGACAAGUUAA